GAGUGUGAACCCGUGUGAGCACAUCUUGCAUGCCCGAAAUUCAAAACCGAUAGAUCCCAACCCAUCAGACGUCGAGAUCAUCGUCUUCCUGAACGCCUUACAUCAACGGCCAGACACUCCGCCCACCAACCUAAAUCUCGUUAAGGUCCUACGAUUCGAACAACAGCUCUUUUCUGUUCACGGUUCUGUCUGUUCCCUGUUUUCGCACGUUUCAAUCGGCCCGUCCCGUCCUGGCGCCCUGCUACUGCACCAACUCUACACUUCCGUGGUUCAAUUAUAUUUUUGCUUUACAGGGACAUUUUUCAUUUGCAUCAAGAAGAUAAAAUUUUUCUCCCUCUACCCAGAAACUUCUUCCAUUUCACACACACAAAUCUCACUUCACAAUCUAAGAACCAGACGACCUUACUCACAACAAGAAGAUCCAUCUCUGAAAUUUUUGGACGUGAACCUUUCUCCAAUUGAGACAAUGUCCAUAAACAAUAUGAACUUCUGCACCCCAAUGGCGAUGAGCACGGUCGGCACAUUUGACCGAAGAAACGAUCCUUCUUUCGUCCAAAGUUUAUCGCGACCCGCAAACUCUUCUCGCAGGACUGGUCCUUGGGAACCUCAUGAGGACGAAAGACUGUUGGCAAUUGUCUCAGAGUUAGGAGUUAAACAUUGGAAACUGAUCGGCAUCAGGCACGGCUUAAGGGAUGGGAAGCAAUGUCGCGAAAGAUGGCACAAUCACCUCAACCCUGACCUGAAAUAUGGUCCGCUCACCGCUGAAGAAGACUUGAAAAUAAUCGAAUACCACUCCAAGAUGGGCACAAAAUGGGCGGUGAUGAGUCAAAUGUUGAAUAGACCAGCCAAUUUAAUAAAAAACAGGUUUUAUUCUUCUUUGUCAAAGAAGCGCGAUUUCUCGCAGGUUGAAAAUAAUGACGGCGAAAACGAGCGAUCGUCAUCUCCCAUUUCUAGUUCCGGCGCUCCGAUAUCAUCGAUGAUAAAUUCUCCGAUAUUGUCACAAUUGAAUGCUCUCUCUUCAUCCGAACUUUCAAACUCGGACUCCUGCACCUUUGCGAGUCCCCCCAAAAGGAUUAAGUUCUACCAUGAAAAUAGUCCAAAUCCGGACGUGCCCAAAUCCAAAUAUGAAAUGUGGAUACGCCAAGAACAGAUGUAUCGCGCGCACAUAAAUUCGUGGCACGAUUUACAAACCCCUGCAACAAGUCCAGGGCUCAACGAGGUGAACAAGUUGAACGAAUUUUCUUGUCCAGAAUGUCAACAAUAUUACUCCAACCGACAGUGUCAUCAUGAUAACAAUCGUCACCAACGUCAUCACGAGGAUAGCUACUUUAAUAAUGGGUGCUCACACCGUCGGGAAAAUCGCUUCGCCGACGAAUGUCAUAAUCACCAUCGCAGCCCGCAACAAUAUCAAAGUCGGCGGCAUCUCGAGAACCCCUAUGACAAGUACCAACGACAGCAGAACCAUCACUGCCACAUGUGUACAAAUGACGAUUCAAUUCCGACCCCGACCUACACUCCAAUAUCAUCUCCCAGACCCAUCAGGCACCAUUACCGUUCAAGUGCAUUGGAGCAACUGGCGGACUUGGCCAUAAUGAAUUCAUGUGACUGUCGAACGCACAAAGAUCGAAAUAAUAUAAUGUCAAUAUCCGCGGUAUUGAAUUGA
Molecule: messenger RNA, 1663 nt
Organism: Acaulospora morrowiae
Lineage: Eukaryota; Fungi; Glomeromycota; Glomeromycetes; Diversisporales; Acaulosporaceae
Source: the annotation of a GenBank genome assembly